Molecule: messenger RNA, 1993 nt
Organism: Lactuca virosa
Lineage: Eukaryota; Viridiplantae; Streptophyta; Magnoliopsida; Asterales; Asteraceae
Source: the annotation of a GenBank genome assembly
UUAAGAAGAAGAAGUUGCUCAAUGCUCAUCAUCAUCAUGUCCGAAAGAAGUAAAAUACCAAUACCCUGUUCAUCUACAACGAAACUGACCCCAACAAUGGCGUCUCUCUCCCCCUUUCCCAAUUAAUUCCAUUGAAUUUACAAAUUUCAAAUUCCCAAUCAGAUUGAUCCGUAGAUUCAAAGCAUUCUUCUUGAUUUUAACAGCUCACUUUCAAGUUAGUUCAACCCACCGCCAUCAUCUCUUCUACUCCUCAACCACUCAUCUCUCUCUUUUUCUCUCCUUCAUCAACCAUCAAAUUCAAGUGUACAUAUCAUUAACCAUCAAAUUCAAGUGUACAUACUUCAAAAAUCGAAACCCAUCUCAGAUAUAAACUUCUGUGGAGUAAAAAUUGAUUUGGGCAAAAUAUGAAGCUGCUAGCGUUGCAGCAGAGCUAUGCAAAUCGGGGGCGGAGCAACAGUUUCAGAGGCUCAUCGCCGUUAGAUUCGUCUGUAGAUGGAGGCGGAACCGUUAAAUCGCCGGCGGGUAUCUUUUGGUUGAUCCUUCAUUGUUUAUGCUGUCUGAUUAGCCUCGUUCUUGGAUUUAGAUUCUCUCGUCUCGUCUUCUUUCUCCUCUUCUCAACUUCUUCCAUUAACAAUCUCUACACCUCAACACCAACGUCAUUCGGAACCGCCACCGAUAUAGCCGAAACUCUGUCGUUUACCACUUCCCUCCGGUCCCUCUCACCGCCGGUGGCUAAUACUACCUCUGCUGUUGCAACUAGUAGCAGAGUGGUGGUCGGCCGGCAUGGGAUCCGAAUCCGACCAUGGCCACACCCUGACCCGGUGGAAGUCAUGAAAGCUCAUAAAUUAAUUGAAGCAGUUCAGAGAGAACAGAAGGUUCAAUACGGGAUCAAAAACCCUAAAACUCUAAUUGCCAUCACUCCGACCUAUGUCCGAACUUUUCAAGCUCUACAUUUAACCGGAUUAAUGCACACAUUGAUGAACUUGCCCUACGAUGUGGUCUGGAUCGUGGUGGAAGCCGGUGGCGCCACCAACGAAACCUCGUCGUUGUUAGCCAAAUCAAAACUUCAAGUCAAACACAUCGGAUUCCCGAAGAAAAUGCCCAUUUUUUGGGAGGCUCGACACAAGAUGGAAUCCCAGAUGCGAUUGCGAGCAUUAAGAGUCGUGAGAGAAGAAAAGCUAGAUGGAAUUGUAAUGUUUGCUGAUGAUAGUAACAUGCAUAGCUUGGAACUCUUUGAUGAGAUCCAAAAAGUCGAAUGGAUUGGAGCUCUUUCAAUUGGGAUUCUAGCUCAUUCAGGGCAUUCCGAUGAAGACCCAUUUGAGAUUCAGAACCCUCUAAACGAAAAAGAUGAACAGAAAUCAGUCAAAUCACCAUUGAUGCCAGUUCAAGGUCCUGCUUGUAAUUCAUCUGAUCGGUUAAUUGGGUGGCAUACAUUUGAUUCUGGUGUAUACAAAGGAAAAAGUGCUAAUUACAUUGGUGAUAUGGCAAUUGUGUUGCCUAGGAAGAUGGAGUGGUGUGGAUUUGUGAUGAACUCAAGAUUGGUAUGGAAAGAAGGUGAAUUUAGGCCAGAUUGGAUUAAGGAUUUGGAUAUGGUUGAUGGAGAUGAUGAUGAUGAUAUUGAGAGUCCUCUUUCUUUGGUUAAUGAUUCUUCAAUGGUGGAACCGCUUGGUGGUUGUGGGAAGAAGGUGAUGAUGUGGUGGCUGAGGGCUGAGGCGCGUGCAGAUAGCAAAUUCCCUACUGGAUGGAACAUUGAUCCUCCAUUAGAGAUGACAGUGCCAGCUAAGCGAACUCCAUGGCCUGAUGAGAUUUCAUUGACCACCGAAAAGGUGAUGACCACCACCACCAUAGAGAACAACGUAAGUGAAAAGCGCCCAACAAAAACUCGGACGCCAAGAUCAAAACGCACUUCACGUGGCAAAAGAAAACACGAAUCAAGAAAUAAUGCGGAUACACGCAAGAAUUCUGGUGAAGGAAUUGAUAAUUAGGUCAACAU